Solea solea (common sole) is the source of this 2032-nucleotide messenger RNA. Its product is annotated as interferon regulatory factor 4-like. Gene Ontology annotation, cellular component: nucleus. Lineage: Eukaryota; Metazoa; Chordata; Actinopteri; Pleuronectiformes; Soleidae. The record is from RefSeq and is a predicted model, not a curated record. The transcript has 8 exons. The coding region runs from base 1 to 1242 and encodes 413 amino acids. Gene Ontology annotation, molecular function: protein binding; RNA polymerase II cis-regulatory region sequence-specific DNA binding; DNA-binding transcription factor activity, RNA polymerase II-specific. Gene Ontology annotation, biological process: regulation of transcription by RNA polymerase II; immune system process.
AUGAACCUCGAGGUUGAUUAUGGAGGUUCCAGCAGCAGCGGCAAUGGAAAGCUGCGCCACUGGCUCAUCGAGCAGGUGGACUGUGGGAAGUAUCCUGGACUCGUGUGGGAGAACAAUGAGAAGAGCGUCUUCAGGAUACCGUGGAAACACGCUGGAAAACAGGACUACAAUCGAGACAAGGACGCCGCAUUGUUCAAGGCCUGGGCACUGUUCAAGGGCAAGUUUCGGGAGGGGGUUGACAAGCCAGACCCACCGACAUGGAAGACCCGUCUUCGCUGUGCUCUCAACAAGAGCAAUGACUUUGAGGAGCUGGUAGACAGGAGCCAGCUGGACAUCUCUGAUCCAUACAAGGUGUACCGCAUCAUCCCUGAGAGUGCCAAGAAAAGACCUCGACAGGAGAAUAACCCACUGAGUCCAAGGAGUUAUCAAGUGCAGUCCUACCCUUCACUGCAGAAUCAGAUGCCACAGUUCAUGCCAGAAUGUGGCUGGAGAGAUUACUGUCAGGACCAGGCCCCCCUGCUGGAGCUGCCCUGCCCCCCCCGCAGCUUUCCCUGGAAGGGUCCAUCCAUAGAGAAUGGAUACCAGCUCAGAGCCUCUGUUUACUCGUACGGCCCUGCUGACUGCCAGCCGCUGCCAUUCACCCUGGACACGAGCAUCAGAUCAGCAGAGGCACUCUCAGAUGUGCGCCUGCAGGUGUCCGUAUAUUUCAGGGACAGUCUCGUGCAGGAGGUGACCACAUCCAGUUUGAAGGGUUGCCACAUCACUCCGUUCCUCCCUGAGGAGGAGCACAACCUGCCGCCUGGAGGUCCUGAUGUGAUACCUCUGCCUUUGGACAGCCUCCUCACCCAGAGGAGGACAGAGGAGAGGACCCACAACUCCUUUUCCAACUUAGAAAGGGGAGUAUUACUGUGGAUGGGUGCGGACGGACUGUACGCUUAUCGCCUGUGUCAGAGCCGAGUGUACUGGCAGGGAGGACUGUCCACGCAUGGAACCAAGGCCUGCAUGUUAGAGAGAGAGGUCACGUGUAAACUCCUGGACACACAGCACUACCUCACAGAGAUCCAGAGUUAUGGACUCCAUGACCGACGACUGCCUCAUUUCCAGGUCCUGCUUAGUUUUGGAGAAGAGUGUCUGGACCCACAGAGCCAAACAUGCGCCCUUACUGUCCAGGUGGAGCCGCUGAUUGCCAGGCAGCUCCUGUACUAUGCUCAGCAGACGGGCAGCCACUACUACCGUAGCUAAGAGGUUUCACGAGUCCCAGAACACACAAAAACCAGAGGGUCCAAACCAGAGGGUCCUAACACAGCACCACAGCAGCAUCAGCCUGCAGAAGUGACUCAGGAUACUGCUGUGAGCUUUUUAAACAGGCAGUGCGACAACGUCUGAGACAACAGACAACAUGGACAGUGUUACACAGGCAUGAUGGGCAUUUAGUGACCAUUGCUGUUUGCUGAGUACAGUUUCUUUGUGUGUAUAUGUAUGUGUGUCAAAACAAACAUGCAAUAUUUUUCUACAUUCUCCUUUUGUUUUUUUCAGGGGACACAGACAUUUUCCAAAAUGUAACACAAGGUGAUUUUUUUUCUAAUAAAAACAAAGUUAUGUUUUGUGUCUUAAAUAAGCAGAUUAAUUAUUUUCAUACAUAUGAAAUGAAAGUAAAAAGAGAAAUAUGAAGUAACUACGCCGUGUGUAGCUGCGCAGUAUUUCAGCUGUUUAAUCAGAGAGUGAAACAAACACUGAUUAUGUGUCCCAAACUCUCCCAGAACUACUGUUCAGGGGCGACAGAGGCUCAGUCGUAGAGUGAGUCGUCUUUCAACUGGAAGGUUGAAAUGAUGUUCGACGGGUCCUUGAGCAAGACACUUAACCCCACGUUGCUCCUGACAGCUGUGUCGGCAGCGUGUGAUGGGUAUGAAAGAGUGAGUGAAAGGUGGUGAAUAACAAAACUAGUGUAAAGCAGCUUUGACUGGUCAUCAGGACUAGGAAAGCACUUUAGCACAAAGCAUUUACUUUAACAACGUUGCAUCUACUCCUCACU